This is a messenger RNA of Neodiprion virginianus, 2795 nucleotides long. RefSeq names its product 4-coumarate--CoA ligase 1-like. NCBI's taxonomy places the organism in Eukaryota, Metazoa, Arthropoda, Insecta, Hymenoptera, Diprionidae. The record is from RefSeq and is a predicted model, not a curated record. The transcript has 6 exons. Gene Ontology annotation, molecular function: long-chain fatty acid-CoA ligase activity. The coding region runs from base 787 to 2229 and encodes 480 amino acids. Gene Ontology annotation, biological process: long-chain fatty acid metabolic process; fatty-acyl-CoA biosynthetic process.
UCGACCUUAAUACGGACGGGUUCGGAUUUAUGGAACGGCAAUUGUAUCGUGCAUUCAGCUAUCCGAAAUUACUACAGUUCGAAAGUAAAUGCUGCAAUCGAGCACACAGCUGACGAAGAGUAGAGAAAAAUUCAACCGUCCAAUAUUUGAAAAACUAUGCUUCGCCAGUCAAAACGGCGCUGCUGCACUUUCCGUGAGGCCCGGAAGGCCGAAACUCACUUCGGUUCGGACUUUGCUCUAGAACACACGCAGCGUGAAUACGUACGUCCCUGAUGGUCGUGAACAGCCAGUCAGUGAUCAACGGCGCGCAACACCGGGCUGCAAUUCGAGUGGAAACUGACGAAGCAGUCAGCUGACAAGCAUCCAGCAGAAAUACCCAAAUGGUGCGGGAUUCAGAAUUGAAAACAACAUAUUGAAAGGCGACGAGGUCCACUUUAACGUUAAUUACAAUAAUGUUGGGAGGUUUGUACUGGAUAAAUUGGAAAGUAAUCCAGAUGCGCCGAGUCAGGUAAAUGUGUGGGCUUGCAAAAUGUACAAUGAAAAGUCUAAGCUGUGGCUGGUUUGAUUGUUUAGAGUUACAUUUAGUUCGAGCAUAGUAAAGAUAGCGAUUGCAUAAGAGUUACAUUUAGUUCGAGCAUAGUAAAGAUAGCGAUUGCAUAAGAGUUACAUUUAGUUCGAGCGUAGUAAAGAUAGCGAUUGUAUACCCUGAUUCAGAUUGAUACCGCCACCGGUAAAGUAUACGCAUGUAAAGAGGUCAGAGAACGAAGCGUUAGGUGCGCUCUGUGGAUGAGGUCACAGGGCUUGCUUCCACGGGACGUCGUCGCGAUCUGUAGCGAACAUCAUUUGGACGCUGCGUUGCCCUACUUUGCGUCAUUGUACCUCGGAGCUACCUUUAGUCUUUCGAGUACUUCGCUGGAAAUAGCGGACUUUCACCACCGGUUUACCAUCCUCGGACCGAAAAUGAUAUUUGUCAGUGAGAAUGCAGUCGCAGCUGUUACCGCGGCCGUUAAAGCAGCAAAAAUUGAUCCAAAAAUAAUUGUUUUUGGCCAAUCUUCUGGUUUUCUCGACUUCGAGAGCGCAAUUGCAGAACCAAGUGCCGACCAAGUCAGAAAUUUUGAGUGUACCCCGAUCGAGUCCUCGAGAGAAACUGCUUCGAUAAUGUUUUCCGCCGGUACAACUGGUUUGUCAAAAGCUGCCGAGAUAAGCCACGCAUCUCUCCUGAUGCAAGCGUGCGCAACAUCAGAACAGUUCGGUAUGGCCGGAAAAAUUUGCCUGCACUUUGGAAUAUUUGAUUGGAUCACUGCGAUACACUUUACAUUCAUGAGUCUAUGCUUGGGAAUUCCUAGACUGAUAGUAAAGGCCUUCGAAGAGCAGUCAGCAUGCGCCUUGAUGGAAAAGUACAAAGUAAACUGGGUUUUCAUGUCUCCGAGUAUGAUCAACAAAUUAGUGAAAUCCAACGCGUUGGAAACACACGAUCUUUCAUCCCUGAAUCGAUUUAUGUAUGCCGGGGCACCGUUAUCCGCAACGUCUUACGAAGCCCUAGUCAAGCACUUGCCUAAGGCCCAGAUCACCGGAGCUUACGGAAUGACGGAGCUCGGUGGUUACUUGGCAAUUCAGCCGACUAACUCAAGGCCUGACCAGGGCUCAUGCGGCAAAAUUCUUGAGAAUGCCCAGGUGAAGGUGAUCGAUCCGGAUUCAGGGCGCAUAUUAGGGACCGGAGAAAAGGGUGAAUUAUUGCUGAGGACUGCCUUCAUGAUAAAUUCUUAUUACAAAAAUCCUGAAGCUACAGCUAAGAUCAUUGACAAGGAAGGAUGGAUCCACUCCGGGGAUCUCGGAUACUACGACGAAAAUGGGAAUAUUUUUGUCAUCGACAGAAUGAAGGAGUUGAUCAAGUAUCAUGAUCAUCACAUAUAUCCAUCCGAAAUCGAGAGCUUACUGCUUACUCAUCCCAGAGUCAAGGAAGUCGCCGUCGUCGGCCAACCUCGUCCUGGUGCCGACGAUCGUCUUAUGGCUUUUGUGGUCACGACAGUGAACUCCUACAAUAUCAGCAACGAGGUCAUUAGAGCGGAAUUAGUUGACCUCGUGGCCGCCGAACUUUCAGAUUACAAACAACUUCGUGGAGGCGUCUCGUUCCUUGAACACAUGCCGAAAUCGCCGGCUGGGAAGAUCCGACGUGAAAAACUGCGACAAUUGGCAAGAUAUAUGCUAAGAGCUGAAGCCGCGGCUUGAAAUGUGACCGCAGCUGUCGAAAAUUGACUGAUUAUAACCAUCUGAACUCAGUUAAAGAUAGUAUAUUACGUACCAAGGGCGGCAAAUGACCCCUCGCUUUUGGUAUACACCAUUUUUUUGUAACACAUGAACAGAUUUUGCCUUUUUUCCCUUACUGAAAGUCCGUGAUCAAUUCGCAUUGCUCAAUGAAGUGAUAUAUGUAUUUUUUAAUACACUUGUCUGAAUAGUGGGGCUUUGCGUAUAAACAAUUCACCGGAACGAAAGUAGCCAAUUUCAUCUCAAUGCUGCAAGGAUCGGUUCGCAACUCCUUCCCGGUGCAAGUUGAUACAACUAUAAGAAAUGUUUGAAAAUAAAAAAUAAAAUUUAUGGAAAUGAUCGUUUAUUAAACACAGUAGUAUAUUUCGAAAUCUUAAGACCGAUGUUGCAAAAAAAUAAUACGAGAUUAUACACUUCAUUACGAAAUAAUACGAGUAGAUAAUGUUUCGAAAAAUAAUAAUAGAUUAGCAGGUUGAAAUGAAUUUACCUCGAAAUACUAAAAAUAGUGACAUGUAAAAAGGGUAUAACUA